Messenger RNA from Amphibalanus amphitrite, 3879 nucleotides. RefSeq names its product serine/arginine repetitive matrix protein 2-like. Bases 161 to 2977 code for a protein of 938 amino acids. The transcript has 4 exons. The record is from RefSeq and is a predicted model, not a curated record. Lineage: Eukaryota; Metazoa; Arthropoda; Thecostraca; Balanomorpha; Balanidae.
GGACAAGCUCUGAUAGGUAUAAGGCGCUAUCAUGUGAUCAGAUCAAUACAAUCAAACACCAAGCGAUUUUUGCCCGCUUUAUCUCAUAUCUGAUCGUCGUUUAAUCGCGUCAUCCAUAUCAUUGCCAGGUCUUAGCGCGAGCACCGGCCCCAAGAGGACGAUGGCGCUGCCGUCGUCUGGGGCCCCCUCCAGUCCCGGACUGUCGGAGCCGAGGACAGCCGCGGCGCCGGCCUCUCGGCCCGGCCCCGGCCGCUGGCACCCCUCUCAGUCCGCCCGGACACGGUACAGCUCACCGCCCCCGAGCACCGACCGUUUCGGGCCGCCGCCCUCCGAGUUCGACGACGACGACCUGGACAUCGACACGGCGCUGUUCGCCAGAAAACGGCGGGCUCCCGCUCCGCCGGCACCGGCUCCGGUCCGGCAGCCGGAGCCGGAGCCGGAGCCGGAGCCGGAGCCGCAGCCGGAGAGAGACUCGGAGUCGGAGUCGGAGCCGCGGUCACCUCCGCCCGGCGCGCCGAGUCCGGCCCCGCGACUCUCCCUGUCCCGCAGCCAGUCCAGCGAGAGUGACUCGCGACCUCUUUCUGCUGCCGAACAUCAGCCGGAACUGGGGCGGGUUAGGGAGGCGAGAGACUCGACUGAACGGUCGGCUCCGGCUGAACAGGAAAGAUAUACUGGAGUCGAGAAGGCAGAAAGACAGCCCCGAAACCUAUCGCAGGACGGUGGAUACAAUAACUCGUCAAAUAGUUAUCGGGAGAACGGUAAAAACGGUGAAGAUGAGAUAAGUGUCGAUGACGAGGACCCACGGCCUAAAGCUGAAUAUGAAUCCGUGUCAGACUCUGAAGAACGGUUUGAGUCGGAAACGUCCAGCCGACUGGAGAGGUUCGAGUCAGAGUCACUCGAUUCGAACUCGAGACGCCCAAGCCUGACACCAAGUUACAGCUCGUCACAUCACCGGAGCCUGGCGACGAGCCCUGAGCCGGCGCCCAGAAGUCUGAUUUCAAGCCCUGAACCGGCGCCCAGAAGCCUGGUUUCGAGUCCUGAACCAACGCGAAGAAGUCACGCUUCAAGUCCUGAACCAGCGCCUAGAAGCCUGGUUUCAAGCCCUGAACCGACGCGAAGAAGUCAGGCUUCAAGUUCCGAGCCGGCACCACGGAGCCUAGCAUCGAGCUCUGAACCAAAGCGAAGAAGCUUGGUGUCAAGCCCUGAACCGGCGCCCAGAAGCCUGGUUUCAAGUCCUGAACAGGCACGAAGGAAUGUGACUUCAAACUCUCAGCUGGCAACACGAAGCUUGGUUUCGAGCCCUGGACCGGAACCAAGAACCUUGGUCUCAAGUCCUGAGUCUGAGCGCAGAAGCCCAGCGCCCAGCCCUGAGCGCUCACCCUGUCGGCUCUCGUCCAGUCUGAGUUCGAGAGCCCGAGAGAAGUCUCCCAGUCCGGAGCCGCUCCUGAGGGGCCGGGCGGCCAGCGACGCCAGCUUCUCCCAGCAGUCUGAGGCCGGGGAUGCAGACUAUCCGUCCGAGUCGCUCUCAGACCGGCGCAGCGCCGCGGACAGAGCGGGGUCACAGUCGGAGGACGUUUUCGGGGAGUUUGAGGACAGCACGGAGAGCCAGGCGCCCCCACCAGGCAUCAGCAAUGCCGCUGUGGUCACGAGCCACCUGGCUGAGCGAGCUCAGCAGAAUUUCUCCCAGGAGCAUGAUCGUGGCACAAGUUCCGAGUCGGAGAGCCGAUCGGAGAAGCACCGUCGACGUCGGACUUCAGCCGAACGGAAUGCAACAUACGCGAAGCUGCAGGCAACAAGUCUCGCCGCAGAAGCCCGUGUGAACGGCGAAAACGACCGCCCCGAAACUAAUGAACCCGAGAAGAAAACGGCUAAGGAGAACAGAGCUCCCGAAAAACAGCAAACAAAUAAAAGGGUGGUUACGAAGAAUCGGUGGACCCCGCCGAAGGUGCAGCUGGGUUCGUGGACCGGAUACAGCCCCGGACACCGGAUCCAGUUAAUGGAGGAUGAGGACUACGUGGUGUGUGCCGCCCCAGGGAGUCGGCGCCGCCGCUCCGACUCCCUCCCAGAGGACGAGCCGGGCCGGGUCACCGCCGCCAGCGGGGUCACUUCCCGGCCCACCGAGCGGAGCGCUCUCCGCUCAGCGGGGAGAUCCUGGAGCAGAGGAUCGGAGCAGGGCUCCUCCCGCUCCAGAGAGCGAGCUGAGGACCAGUCAGACGACCAGGACGGGGCUCAGCGGCCGUCGGAGAGGAACUACAUGACCUCCGCCCGGCGCGUGUCCUCCCGCUCCGUCGAGAGGAGCUCGUCUCGCUCUGUCGAGAGGACCUCGUCUCGCUCUGUCGAGAGGACCUCGUCUCGGUCUACCGAACGCUACAACCGAUGGUCGAUGGAGAGCUCUCCCGAUCGAGAGACGGGGAUCGGCUAUGUUCGCUCGGCUGAGAGAGCCACCGCCAGGUCGGCGGCUAGGAGACUGCUCCAGAGGGCAGAGCGAUCCUCCGUCAGCCCUGAGGGAAGAGCCCCUCGUUAUCGGUUCGGAAACGUCCGCGGUUCUCCGGAGAGGGAGUUUGCUCGCCGUGCUAGGAGCAGCAUCUCUCCGCCGCCGACUGACCUCACGCAGAACGGUGACCUCGCGGCGUCACGGCCGCGGCGCCUGUCCGGUGGUGCUCGCGAUCCACACGUCACGGGUGGCGCGGAACCGCCGCGAGCGGUGACGGGUCGGCGCGGCUCCGGUGCCGAGGCGACGGAGACGGUCGGCACGGGCGGUGCCUGGCGGCCGGCCGGGGUGACCCAGGCCCCCUCGGCCGCCGCUCCGGGCCGCUACCCGGGCCUCUUCAAACGGACGGCCUUCUCCGUACCCGUCGGCUGGAGAACCGCCCAGCCGGUCGUCAAAGGUUUCCGCUCCAUUCCACCAAGUCAGACGGCCGCCGACUCCGGCUCAGAGGCGGAGGCCGACCGCAGUCGGCGCGGCAGCGGCUGCUGACGGACGACUGCCCUUCAAACGCUGACGCAUCGCUACUGGGGUGCUGACCCGAGUGCUGACCGGGGGUGACUGGUGACCUGAUGGCUGAGGGCGGUGUCCUGCUGAGGUCAAACCGGUCACCCAGGUCGCUCUCUAAAAAUGCUUACUGUCGCUUUACCGACUCGGCAACAAGGGAGGUAAUGCAAACUUAUAAGUAUGUCAAAUAGAUAUUGUUUGUUGAUUUUAUGUUUAAUUGUUAUUGUUAUAGCUGUAGCUCUUGGCUUUAGGCACGGUUAGUGGCAGUGUGAAGUGAUAAGUGAUUCUAGCAAAUUUGCGAAUCACUUUUGUUAUGCAUGCAGAGUUGCCGUGCACCUGAUAUUAAAAUUUAAAAUGACCAGGCAUGAAUAGCAUAGGUAGGUAGGUAUUGAGUUUAGGUAUGUGCAGUGCAGCCUGCUCGAAAUGCUAUUACUGAGAGAUAGGGAAGACCUACCGUCUAUCGAAUGUGGACCUGCUAUUCAAUUAUGCCAUGGAAUAAGUAAAUGUUGUAACAUAUGUCCGAGCGACUGUUUCUGGGCGCUCAGCCGCAUGCCAUUGUUACAAAACAGACGAAUUAAAACCAAAAUUGAAAUGAAAGGCAGGAUAAUUGCUACUAACAUAGCAAUUGUUUUAACUGAUAGCACGCCUAAUUUCCAGAUUAGUGACAGAGCCUUGGACAGAGCGAUAUUUUGUUGAGUGAUAGGCAUCCCUGUACCCUGUCUAUCAUUCUGGCCGGCUAACGUCAUGAUGAAGAAAUAAAAAAUCUCAAAUAUUUGUCUGUGAGAUGUGAAAAUAAAAGAAUGCCUUGGAAGUAUGGGCAAAGUGAUGUCAUCUUUUUGAUCGUCUGAAUAAAUAUUUGACAUACAAUCCAAAUCCAUGGCUAUGGA